CUUCUUCAUUACCAGAAGAGGUAUAAAGACAAGAAGUUGACAUGGUCUAUCAUCCAUAUUAGGUACCUUGGAAGGAUUUGGAGGCAGGGUGGUUGGCUUCCUCAUAUAAAUAGUAGGCUUUGCCAAUUACCGAGUCCAUAGAUAAAGAGUACUUGCUUCAACAUUUCCCCUUACUAAUGGCUCUCUUGAAAGUUACUUUUGGCUUGACUGUGAUAAUGGUUUUCUUAUCAUGCAAACUCUCUAUAGCUCACCCAGGUUUCUUUGGUUGGGGUGGCAAGGGCCCUAGUCCUACUGCUCUGUUUCCUCAAUUUUAUCAGUUCUCAUGCCCUCAAGCAAAUGACAUAGUAAUCUCUGUCCUAAUCAAGGCUAUUACGAAGGAGCCCCGGGCGGCUGCCACUUUGCUAAGGCUUCAUUUCCAUGAUUGCUUUGUGCAGGGCUGUGAUGCAUCAGUGUUGUUGGACGAUAGUUCAACGAUAGUGAGUGAAAAAAAUUCAGGACCAAACAAGAACUCCCUUAGAGGAUUUGAAGUGAUUGAUGAAAUCAAGGCCAAGUUAGAAGAAGCAUGCCCCCAAACUGUCUCUUGCGCUGAUAUUCUUGCCAUGGCGGCUCGCGGCUCCACUGUAUUAACUGGCGGACCAAAUUGGGAGCUUCCACUUGGAAGGAGAGACUCAAAAACUGCGAGUCUCAGCGACUCAAACGCAAACAUCCCGCCACCCAACUCCACUAUCCAAAACCUGGUGACAUUUUUCAAGCGUCAAGGCCUUAACAAGGCUGAUCUUGUUGCACUCUCCGGAGGACAUACUAUCGGGGUGGCAAGAUGUGUGAGCUUCAAGCAAAGGCUAUACAAUCAAAAUGGGAACAAUCAACCAGACGAGACUCUAGAAAAAGCCUACUACUUGGGAUUGAAGUCAGUGUGCCCAAAAUCAGCCGGCGACAAUAACAUCUUCCCCUUGGAUUUUGCCUCCCCACUUAAAUUUGACAAUACUUACUUCAAGCUCAUUUUGCAGGGCAAAGGGCUUCUCACUUCAGAUGAAGUGCUUUUCACAGGAAACUUUGGCAGCACUAUGAAAUUGGUUAAAACAUAUGCUGAAGACGUGACUCUGUUCUUUGACCAGUUUGCUAAGUCAAUGGUUAAGAUGGGUAGCAUUAAUCCUCUUACAGGUUUUAACGGUGAAGUUAGGAAGAAUUGUCGCCAUGUUAACUGAAAAAAUAAUUUAGUUACUAUGUAUCAGAUUAGGUUUAUUGUGUAUCUCUUAUGGUGAAUCUGUGGUGUGACUUUAUGGUAACUGAGAGUAAAUUGGAUGGUUGUCCUGGAUAAUUUUGUAA
This is a messenger RNA of Jatropha curcas, 1326 nucleotides long. RefSeq names its product Peroxidase superfamily protein. Gene Ontology annotation, molecular function: heme binding; peroxidase activity. The record is from RefSeq and is a predicted model, not a curated record. Gene Ontology annotation, biological process: response to oxidative stress; hydrogen peroxide catabolic process. Lineage: Eukaryota; Viridiplantae; Streptophyta; Magnoliopsida; Malpighiales; Euphorbiaceae.